AGCAAAAGUAGUGGGGGUAAGUAAUUGAGUGGCAAAGUUUAGACAUUUUGACUAGGAAAUUCAGUGGAAGACAAACAAAAUACAUAAAAACAUAAAGCUUCAAGAUCCAUUAGCUACUAAUUUACUCUACCCAUUAGGAAAUUGGACAAACAAAAAGAAAAAAGAAUGAUGGAUAUCGCCAUCGGAUAUAACGUGGGAGAAAUUUCCGAGAUAUUUGACUGUUUCUUCUGCAGCCAAAGUUCUUUUCUGGAUAUUUGUUAUAUAUAUAUGUAUAUAUACUCCUUAAUCUUUCCCAAAACGGUUAAUAUCCACAUAUGAUAAAUCCUCCAUCAGAUAGAAACUAGAGAAUCAUAUUCUUUAAAUCCUGCUGCUGUUCUUUUAUAAUUCUUUGAAUUCUUGAUUUAUUUUAAGAGAAGCGACUGCGAAGAUAAAGUGUGCGAGUGGUGGUUGGUUUCUUUAAUUCUAUGAGAAGAUGAAAUUCUGCAAGACAUAUCAGGAGUAUAUGCAAAACCAAGAAAAAGAAUUACCUGGACUUGGUUUCAAGAAACUUAAAAAGAUUCUAAAGAAAUGUAGGAAAGACUUAGAAUCCCAUCAGCAACUUGAUAAUAAUGGAUCCCCUUCUGCUCAUGUACAGCACUGUCCUCAUCAUUGCCCAGUUUGCGAUGGAACCUUCUUCCCUUCACUUCUCAAUGAAAUGUCUGCUAUUGUGGGCUGCUUUAAUGAGCGAGCUCAGAAAUUGCUUGAGCUGCACUUAGCUUCUGGAGUUCGGAAAUACUUUAUGUGGUUCAAAGGCAAGUUGAAAGGAAACCAUGUUGCUUUGAUGCAAGAAGGCAAGGAUCUGGUCACCUAUGCACUCAUAAAUUCCAUUGCAGUUCGGAAAAUUCUUAAGAAAUAUGAUAAGAUUCAUUACUCCAACCAAGGACAGGCCUUUAGGUCACAAGCACAAAGUAUGCAUAUUGAGAUUCUUCAAUCCCCAUGGCUCUGUGAGCUUAUGGCUUUCCACAUCAAUUUAAGGGAAACAAAGAUCAAGUCAAGGACGAAGGUUCCUGCCUUGUUCGACGGGUGCUCCCUGACAUUUGAUGAUGAUGACAAACCAUCACUUUCCUGUGAGCUCUUUGAUUCCGUCAAGCUUGAUAUAGAUUUGACUUGUUCAAUAUGCUUGGAUACAGUAUUCGACCCAGUUUCUCUGACAUGUGGCCAUAUAUUCUGCUAUAUGUGUGCUUGCUCUGCUGCUUCAGUAACUAUUGUUGACGGACUAAGGGCAGCAGAGCCUAAAGAAAAAUGCCCUUUGUGCCGGGAGGCUGGAGUUAAUGAAGGUGCUGUACACUUGGAAGAGCUUAAUAUUUUACUAAGUCGAAGUUGCCCUGAAUAUUGGGAGCAGCGGCUGCAGUCAGAAAGAGUUGAGAGAAUUCGACAGGCAAAGGAGCACUGGGAAUUCCAGUGUCGGGCAUUCAUGGGUGUCUAGAUACUUCACCUUUGAUGUUAGAUUUAGAUUUAAUAAUUUCAUUUGCAGGUCUUCUUAUAAAUCAGCCUCUUUUCUCUCCUUUAGGGUAUUUUAGAAAGGGUGUGCGGGUGGAUGUUGCGCUCUUUGGUACGUUGCUCGAGUUACAAAAAAAUUGUAUAGCCUUUUUUUGUGAGAGGUGUUGGUGUUGGUUGACAUAAAUGGAAUGUGUUGUAUGUAAAUAUUGGUUAACAAAGCAAUUUUCUUGAAGACCAAAAGAUGUAAAACCUAAUUGAUAUGGCAUUUGAACGUUUUCCCCA
Messenger RNA from Ricinus communis (castor bean), 1761 nucleotides. Its product is annotated as probable E3 ubiquitin-protein ligase BAH1-like 1. The record is from RefSeq and is a predicted model, not a curated record. Bases 473 to 1465 code for a protein of 330 amino acids. Lineage: Eukaryota; Viridiplantae; Streptophyta; Magnoliopsida; Malpighiales; Euphorbiaceae. The transcript is spliced from 6 exons. Gene Ontology annotation, molecular function: metal ion binding.